Molecule: messenger RNA, 2082 nt
Organism: Drosophila novamexicana
Lineage: Eukaryota; Metazoa; Arthropoda; Insecta; Diptera; Drosophilidae
Gene: Pdp
Product: pyruvate dehydrogenase [acetyl-transferring]-phosphatase 1, mitochondrial
Exons: 4
Coding region: 295-1731 (478 amino acids)
Biological process (GO): protein dephosphorylation
Molecular function (GO): protein serine/threonine phosphatase activity
Source: RefSeq, a predicted model, not a curated record
ACAUUAGUUCGUUUUAUUUCGGCUUUAUUUUUAUAUUGUUUUUACUAUUGCAUUGCACAAAUGUACAAUAACAGACAGAGAACAACAACAACAAACAACUUAGGCGCAUACACAAUCAACAACAGACGCGCAACGGCGCACGAAUAAUUGCCAAACGUUAACUGUUAACUGCAUAACUGUUAACGUACACAUUCGCCAGGCAAACGGGCCCAGCGUGUGCGCCGAAGGUUAUUAAACGCAAGAUCUUGUGUCGCUGCCGCUAAAUAGCUAGCAUAUACAUAUAUAUAUAUAUAGAUGUUAAGGUUUGCGCUGCACGACGCCAUUGGCUAUGUGCGCAGCAAUGUGCGUGAUUUCAGUCUCAAUGCCCUGCGGCUGCUACCCCAACUGCCCCAACUAAGUCCCUACGAUGUGAAUAUUGCACUGAAGGAGAACGAGUUUGUUUACAAUUUCCCGCUGGACGGCAUCAUACGCAGCUAUGAAACAAAUCAGCUUGGCUCCAAUUCUCCCUGCGAGGAUUCGCGCACCGAGGCCAGCCUCCAGUUCCGCAACGGCUUCAUAUGCGGCGUCUUCGAUGGCCAUGCGGGCGCCGCCUGCGGCCAGGUGGUCUCCAAACGCCUGCUGCGCUACAUAUCGGCCGGCACGCUGCCGCGCCAGGUGCUCAAGCAGCAGCUGAAACAGGGCUGCGACAGCCAGUCGUUUCUCAAGUGCCACAACGACAAGGUCGACUUUGUCAGCGAGAUACGGCCCAUCUAUGAGCGCAGCUUUCAGCAGUAUAUCAAGCGUUUGGCCGAGGUGCCGCAACGGGAUGUGGCCAGCGAGCUGGAGCACGCAUUCCUUCAGCUGGAUGCGGAUUUGGCCCAGGAAGCGUUGGACAACAAUGAUGCGCGCACCAUGGGCGUGGCGCUGUCGGGCGCCGUCGCCUGCCUGGUGCACUUGGAGGGCCUGCAGCUGCAUGUGGCCAGCACUGGGGACUGUGGCGCCGUGCUGGGCGUGCUGGAUCCGCAGACGAAUCAAUGGCAUCCCAAAAAGAUGAACAUCGAGCACAAUGUGGAGAACAUGCAGGAGGUUAGCCGCAUACUUGGCGAACAUCCGCGCGAGGAGCGCGAAACGGUAAUACGAAAUGGCCGGCUGCUCAGCCAGCUGGCGCCGUUGCGUGCCUUCGGCGACUAUCGCUACAAAUGGCCCGUGGAAACGCUACAGCAGAAGGUGGUGCCCAUGUUCGGGGAGCAGGUGUUGCCGCCAAAUUAUUAUACGCCACCGUACCUGACCGCCCGGCCGGAUGUGCAACAGCACGAGCUGUGCGCGAACGAUAAGUUUCUAGUCAUUGCCAGUGACGGCCUCUGGGAUUUCCUAACGCCCAGCGAGGUUGUCAGCCUUGUGGGUGAGCACAUUAACUCGAAAAAAACAAUGGAACCGAUGCGCCUGCCGCCCGGCAAUGUAACGCUGCAGCAAAUCUCCGAUCAGCUAGCCGAGCGCAAAGCGGGUCUCACACGCAAACCGAUCGAUCAGAAUGCGGCCACGCAUCUGAUACGCCAUGCUCUGGGCGCCACAGACUAUGGCAUUGAGCACUCGAAGAUCUCGUAUUAUUUGUCGCUGCCGCAGGACGUGGUGCGCCUGUACCGCGACGAUAUCACCAUCACCGUCAUCUACUUCAACUCGGAGUUUAUAGCGCGGCUCAAGGGCGAAACGCUGCCCCAGUCGCCGCAGACGAUGCAGCCGCCGGCAGCGUGAUCUGCGUCUAAAUCGUGUUGAUCCGGCCCAGUCGAGCCAGUCCACAUGCCACCUGAACCAGCCUUCAGACAACCGGCACAUAGUGCGAUCUAUAUAGAUAUAUGUGUACAUAUAUAUAUAUAUAUAUAUAUAUAUGGUUAUGCAUGCAUAUGUGUCUGUGUAUUUAUUGGCCAGCGCUAAAGUCUAGCCUAAGUUGUUUCGUUUAAGUUUUGUUUACAAAUUUAUACAAUCCUCAACCACAUCCAACCCUCUAUUGUUGUUGUUGUUGUUGUCGUUGUUAACUGCUUAUCCUGUGCCGGGACGAGAGCCAAUCGCAGGCUAAACGCAAAUAAAUAUCAAAGAUAAUCUAUA